Molecule: messenger RNA, 613 nt
Organism: Glycine soja
Lineage: Eukaryota; Viridiplantae; Streptophyta; Magnoliopsida; Fabales; Fabaceae
Product: glu S.griseus protease inhibitor-like
Exons: 2
Coding region: 133-348 (71 amino acids)
Biological process (GO): response to wounding
Molecular function (GO): serine-type endopeptidase inhibitor activity
Source: RefSeq, a predicted model, not a curated record
GGCUAGGUCCACCCCCAAUAUAUAUAUAUAUAUGCACGCAACACUUAAUUUGUACUACGCUUCUAAAAUCUUGUGAUCACUCAGUUACAAGAGAGAAAAUUGAAGGAAGAGCUAUAACACCGAGAAAGCAAAAUGGCAAGUCUACUAUGUCAAGGGAAGAGUUCGUGGCCUGAGGUUGUGGGAACAAACGGGGUGGUAGCAGUGGAGAAGAUUGAGAGAGAGAAUGAUAAUGUUCGUGCAAGAUUGGUGGGAGAAGGAUCUAUGGUGACAAUGGACUUUUGGUGCAACCGAGUUUGGGUUUGGGUCGACAAAAUUGGGGUGGUCACUCGUGUGCCAAAGAUAGGUUAGCUAGGCAUGCACCUUGUAUGUAUGUAUCAUGUAUGGAAUAAUAUAUAUAUAUAUAAUAGCCAUUAAUUACUUACAUUAAUGGUUCUUAUAUAUAUAUAUAUAUAUAUAUAUAUAUAUAUAUAUAUAUAUAUAUACUUCUUACUCUUAAAUAAGGCAUCGCAUGCUCAGGACGAUUAUGCACAUUAAUCCCAUCAUGUCUUCAACUUGAUCUGUCUUCUGUAAUUGUUAUAUAUGUAUGUGUUUUUAUCAUGGUUUCAUCAUGUUA